This is a messenger RNA of Cyclopterus lumpus (lumpfish), 1009 nucleotides long. RefSeq names its product prothymosin alpha b (gene ptmab). The record is from RefSeq and is a predicted model, not a curated record. The transcript has 5 exons. Gene Ontology annotation, cellular component: nucleus. NCBI's taxonomy places the organism in Eukaryota, Metazoa, Chordata, Actinopteri, Perciformes, Cyclopteridae. Gene Ontology annotation, biological process: negative regulation of apoptotic process; positive regulation of transcription by RNA polymerase II. Gene Ontology annotation, molecular function: histone binding. The coding region runs from base 125 to 445 and encodes 106 amino acids.
GGCCGUCAGCAGCGCUGGCCACUGGCACCAUAUAACCCUGAUUGAUCCGCCGAGGAGGGAUUUACUUUCUUCAGCCUUUCAUUUAAAGCCGUCCUUUAUUUUAUUCAACUAAAGAAACAAAACAAUGGCAGACACAAAAGUUGAAAAGUCGGAUCUCUCUGCCAAGGAGCUGAAGGAGAAGAAGCUGGUGGAGGAGAAGGAGAACGGCAAAGACGCCGCCACCAACGGCAAGGAGAACGAGAACGGCGAGCCCGAGGUCGAUGACGACGACGAUGACGAGGAAGUGGAUGAGGAGGACGAGGAAGAUGACGUAGAAGGCGAGGAGGAAGACGAGGAGGACGACGAGGACAUCGAGGGCGGCACAAAACGGGCAGCUGAUGAAGAUGAGGACGACGACGAGGACGACGUCGAAACCAAGAAGCAGAAAACCGACGAUGACGAUUGAUGCGUUUCGCCCCCCCGCCCCCCUUCCUCCUGCUGAACCACUUCCUGGUUCUCCACCUCUGGCGGUUUUCAUGCGUCGCAGGUGGAGGGGCGGAGGACUGAUUUAAAAGGAGGGGGAACAAAUAAAUAAUAAUAAUAAAAAAAAUAAAAAAUCCCACAUGGUCAUUAAGCGAGUAGAGUUCAACCGACAUCGACCUCGGUCUCCCCUCAAAACUGCAAAACUAAUUUUCUAGAGGAAGAAAUCCGGCUUUUCUUUUAACGACAACAACACGAAAAGGAGAAUUUGUUUGUAUUUUUAUUUACAUUUUAUAUUUUUGUACAUAUUGUUAGGAGGGGGGUCAGCUUCUCUCUCGUCAGACCAAAUCGGUGCUUCUUUAACGAAAGAUUUUACUUGGUUACGAUAUCUCAACAGAAACGACACGUAAAGACAGUCAACAGAGCAUUCCAUAAACCACGUCAGCUGUUCGUGACCAUGUUGGUGCGUUCGUGCGUUUCAUCGCCGUUUUCAUGUGUGUGCGAAGUUUGUUGUUUGACAAUAAACCGGACUUUUAUUUUGUGAGUUGUA